Molecule: messenger RNA, 2307 nt
Organism: Leptinotarsa decemlineata (Colorado potato beetle)
Lineage: Eukaryota; Metazoa; Arthropoda; Insecta; Coleoptera; Chrysomelidae
Gene: Pus7
Product: Pseudouridine synthase 7
Biological process (GO): pseudouridine synthesis
Cellular component (GO): nucleus
Molecular function (GO): RNA binding; pseudouridine synthase activity
Source: RefSeq, a predicted model, not a curated record
AUAGAGACUAGAGAGAAAAAGAGAGAGAGAGUGUGAGUGAGGUUAGAGGAGUUUAUUAUUUAUUAUAGUUAUUAUUUUCUUAACAAAAUGUUUUCGAAAAGAGGAAAAUUCAGAAACAAACGAGGUACAAACUAUCAGAGACCCAGUUAUCAGAAAAGAAUAUACCGACAUUGCGAGCAAUUACUAGAAGCAGAAGUGGGUAUAACCGAAUUCAUCAACCAACUUGAGGGCUUCAGUGGUGUUAUCAAAGCGAGAUUUUCAGAUUUCCAAGUGCACGAGAUCAACUUACAAGGCGAAGUUGCAAAACUAACUGACAUCUCGAUCCCAAAAGAGUUUUCACAGAAAAUAAUGAAGACUGACUUCAGAGAGGUGCAGCAGAGUCCUAACGAAUACAUCCCCCAAGAGAAAUGGGAAGCUAUUAAAAAUGUAGCACAAACGCCGGAUAGUGAACCGGUACUUUUAGAUGUUGAAGCCUUGAGCAAAGAAACCAGGAAAGAACUCCAUUGUUGCAUUAAGAAUCAUUUCGGUAGAAAAGUCGUCUCUUCCACUGUGCAAAAAGAUGGAAAACCUUUUGUCGAGGUCAGGAAAUAUAAUAAAGACAAUCCACAUGAUACACAGCGGCAGUGGCCUCUAGGGGUAGACGAGUAUGUUCAUUUCAUUGUUUACAAAGAAAAACUUGACACCAUGGAGGCUUGUAUGAAGAUCGGCAGUGCCAUGAAAAUGCCCCCCUCUAAAAUUGAUCAUGCAGGAACCAAAGACCGAAGAGCCAUCACAACUCAAUGGUUCAGUAUCCAUAAAGUAGAACCGUGGAGGUUACUGGCGAAAACAAGAAAGUAUCCACAAAUGAAAUUUGGAAAUUUCACGUUCAAAAAAGAACCUCUGCGGCUGGGUCAGUUGAAAGGAAAUGUCUUUGACAUUGCUUUGAGGAAUGUUACUGCCACAGAUGAAAAUAUCGCUCAUUCUUUGAACGCAUUGAAGGAAAAUGGUUUUAUAAAUUACUUCGGUCUUCAGAGAUUCGGAAAUGAUAAAGAGGUGCCUACCUUCCAAGUUGGGAUAAAACUUUUGCAGGGAAAAUGGAAGGAAGCUGUCCAACUGAUAUUAAAACCAAAAGCCUCGGAUGACCCUGGAUCACCUCAGGCAGACAUAGUCAUGGCAAAAAAGAUCUAUACCGAAACUGGAGAUGCGAAAAAAGCAUAUGAGGUUGCUGAAAGGAAUAAAGCCUCCGCUGUAGAGUUUAAACUCCUGGAAGGGUUAUCGAAAAAUAAUGAAAAUGAUUAUGUAAAUGCUUUGGAGAAAAUACCCAGAUCGAUGAGACUUCUUUAUCUUCACUCAUUCCAAAGUUUCAUUUGGAACAAGAUGGUGUCUAUGAGACUGAAGUUGUACGGGAUGAAACCUGUAGAAGGAGAUUUGGUGUUUGUGACGGACCUGCAAGAAGAAAGUUCAGGAGAAUCUGUGUUGGCAGCUGCUAAAGAUGAGGACUCAGAAGUUGAAGCUAAUGAAGGCGUCAAGUGUAAAACGGAGGUUAAAGUUUUAACGGCAACCGACAUUUCAAAUUACACAGUUUAUGACGUGGUUCUACCCUUGCCCGGCUAUGAUGUAGUGUACCCUGAGAACUUGAAGCAGUAUUAUAAAGAAGCCUUGGAGGAACAUGAACUGACUUUGGAGAUGACAAAACAAAAAGUCAGAUCGUACAACCUGUCAGGCGACUACAGGAAAAUCUUGGGAAGAGCGAAAGACUUAUCAUGGAAAAUAAUGAAAUACGAUGACCCUACUGAAGACUUGAUCAGGUCAGAUUUCCAAGAACUUCAAGGAAAACCAGAACCUGUCAGCAUUGAGGGUGGGAAGUACAAGGCGUUGGUGUUGGAGUUCAGUUUAAAUUCCUCUUCAUAUGCAACGAUGGUGCUACGGGAAUUCUUGAAAUGCGAAACUUCGAGCUUCGCACACUCUCAGAUGAACGACUACCAUGAAGAAAAGAAGCAUAGUAAAGUCGUUGCAGAUAGUGUUGACACUAAUGAAGGGGAACGUAACGAAGGAGACGUAGAGUGCGAAAUUGCUCCUUCGAAUAGUCUUUUGGCGAAUCCCAAGAAGUACGAGGAAUUCAAAAACAGUAUUUUCAACAGCAUAACUCCGUCGCUGAAGCGGCCUAAUGCAGAGACUGAGGUUGAAGAAGCCAGCAAGAAGGCGAAGAAUGAUGAUGAGGGAAUCAAGACGCAGGCAUCUCUGAUAUAAAUUGUUUUUAUGUUUUGUUUUUGUUGAGUUAACGAAUAUAUGACAUAAUUUUUAUAUAAUAAAUUUGUGUACUCGUUG